Colletotrichum fioriniae is the source of this 906-nucleotide messenger RNA. The record is from RefSeq and is a predicted model, not a curated record. NCBI's taxonomy places the organism in Eukaryota, Fungi, Ascomycota, Sordariomycetes, Glomerellales, Glomerellaceae.
AUGGACCCUUACUCUGCCGAAGGCGAAUUGAUCAACAUCCACAACUAUUUCCACCAGGGCCAGUACCAGGAGGUCAUUGAUUACGAUACCUCUGCCCUCUCCUCCGAGAAUGAGCUUCCCGCCCGCGUCCUAGUCCUGCGAGCCCGCAUCGCCCUUGGUCAAGCCGAAGAUGUCAUUUCCGACGUGCAGGGAGAGAAGGAGCCCGAGCUGGUUGCCCUUGGAGCGCUCGCCGAGAGCGCACUUGGCAAGACGGAUUCUGCCGUGAAGACGAUUGAAAAGCUCGCCGCAUCCGAGGGGGAAAACGCUACAGUCCAGAUUGUUGGAGGCACAGUCCUGCAGGCUGCGGGCAAGUCAGAGGAGGCUCUUGCCUUGCUUUCACAGCACCAGGGAAGCUUGGACGCUGUUGCCCUGAUUGUUCAGAUCCACCUCCAGCAGAACCGCAACGACCUCGCUCUCAAGGAGGUUACGGCCGCGAGACGAUGGGCACAGGACAGUUUGUUGGUCAACUUGGCCGAGUCAUGGGUCGGUCUGAGACAGAACGAGACUAAGAAAGUACAGGGCGGAGAUAAGUAUCAACAGGCUUUCUACGUGUUCGAGGAGCUUGCGCAGGCGCCGGCAACGUCGUCCAUUGCAACUCUCGUCUCUCAGGCUGUUGCUGAGCUGCACCUUGGACGUACAGAGGAGGCACAGGCAGCGCUGGACCAGGCUCUGGCCAAGGACGCAGGCUAUGCCGAAGCCAUUGCUAACCUUCUGGUGUUGACGGCGAUUUCGGGCCAAGAUCCCAAGGAGUUCACGGAAAAAUUGAAGGCGGCGGACCCCCAGCACCAUUUCCUUGUGGACCUGGAGGAGAAGAGCGCGCUAUUCGACAAGGCGGCGACCAAGUACAGCCCCAAGGUGUCUGCAUAA